Raphanus sativus (radish) is the source of this 1426-nucleotide messenger RNA. RefSeq names its product probable WRKY transcription factor 27. Gene Ontology annotation, biological process: regulation of DNA-templated transcription. Bases 252 to 1310 code for a protein of 352 amino acids. Gene Ontology annotation, cellular component: nucleus. Gene Ontology annotation, molecular function: DNA-binding transcription factor activity; transcription cis-regulatory region binding. The transcript has 3 exons. Lineage: Eukaryota; Viridiplantae; Streptophyta; Magnoliopsida; Brassicales; Brassicaceae. The record is from RefSeq and is a predicted model, not a curated record.
ACCAGAAAACGUUAACAUGUUUUUUGGAGGGGGUCAAAUGUAUAAAUAAUUGAAAAGAAUCGCAAGUCAAGUGCUCUCUCUUUUCCACCCAUCGAUUCCUCUCCGGACACUGCCCAAUACAUCCAUGCUCUCUCUCUCCCUUUCGACAAAGAAAAAGUCAGCGCCGUCCUUUACGCCAUAGUUUGUCUCCUUCUCUCUUCUCUCUCCUUACCAACAGAGUCAAAAAAAAAAACCAAAAGAGAUCAUCAACCAUGUCUGAGGAUUGGGAUCUCUUCGCCGUCGUCAGAAGCUGCAGCUCUUCUGUUUCCACGGCGACUAUAAUCGAUAACUCUCGUGGUGUGGACGAGAGAGGAGCGGACCGUAAGAAAGAAGAUCUUCCUCCUCUGUUCCAACACAUCCAUGGAGGAGGAGACAUAAGCAGAGAGUCUUCUUCUUGCAACGAGCUACAAGAUUCUUGCAAACCCUUUUUACCCGUUACCACUACUUGGUCUUCUCCUCUUCCUCUUCCUCCUCCUCCUCCUGUAGUUUCAUCGUCUCCUAAUAUCUUAAUGAAACAAGAACAAGGUCUCAUCGAAUCACAUCAAGAUCAGAAACCUCCUCUUGGUGUUAGGGUUUUCCCACCUCCCAAAACCAUCUCUUCUUCCUCUUCUGUCUUUGUCUUCAGAGGUCAACGCGACAACCUUCUUCAACAACAACCCCAAACUCCUCUUCGAUCUAGAAAAAGAAAAAACCAGCAAAAGAGAACCAUAUGUCAUGUAACUCAAGAAAAUCUCUCUUCGGAUAUGUGGGCAUGGCGUAAAUACGGUCAAAAACCCAUCAAAGGCUCUCCUUAUCCAAGGAAUUAUUACAGAUGCAGUAGCUCAAAAGGAUGUUUGGCUCGUAAACAAGUUGAAAGAAGCAACUUGGAUCCCAACAUCUUCAUCGUUACUUACACCGGAGAACACACUCAUCCUCGUCCUACUCACCGGAACUCUCUCGCCGGCAGUACUCGCAACAAAUCUCAACCCGUUAACCCGCCUCCAAAACCCGACCACCCCUCGGGUCAAACAGUUUCCGGGGUAAAAGAAGAGCUCCAUCUUUCUCCUACUACACCGUUGAAAGAAAACGACGACGUUCAGGGAACAAACGGAGAGGAAGAAGUCAACAUGGAAGACGAAGAGAUAGAUGAAGUCGAAGAAGAGGAAGAUGACGAUGAUGACGUGGAUGAUCUUUUGAUACCGAAUUUCGCGGUGAGAGAUCGAGAUGAUUUGUUCUUCGCUGGAAACUUUCCCUCUUGGUCCGCCGGGUCCGCCGGGGACGGUGGUGGAUGAUGCUAAAGACGAAUAUAUUCUCAUUUUUUAAGAAAGUCAGUUUUAUAUUAUUAUUUUUUUGUUUAAAACUUGACAUUUAAUGUGGUUAUUAAAAAAAUACAUAUAGAGAGAAGGCA